Molecule: messenger RNA, 1784 nt
Organism: Talpa occidentalis (Iberian mole)
Lineage: Eukaryota; Metazoa; Chordata; Mammalia; Eulipotyphla; Talpidae
Gene: PHACTR3
Product: phosphatase and actin regulator 3
Exons: 13
Coding region: 59-1591 (510 amino acids)
Biological process (GO): actin cytoskeleton organization
Molecular function (GO): actin binding
Source: RefSeq, a predicted model, not a curated record
GCGCGCCCUCGGGGCCCGGGACGCCGCCCACGCCGCCCGAGGCCCGGCGCAAGAUGAGAUGGACCAGACCCCCCCAGGGCGCCCCGAAUAUCUGGUCUCAGGGAUCCGCACCCCCCCUGUGAGGAGGAACAGCAAGCUGGCCACGCUGGGCAGGAUCUUCAAGCCCUGGAAAUGGAGGAAAAAGAAAAACGAGAAGCUGAAGCAGACGACGUCCGCCUUGGAGAAGAAGAUGGCGGGCAGGCAAGGCCGAGAGGAGCUCAUCAAGAAGGGGCUGCUGGAGAUGAUGGAGCAGGACGCUGAGAGCAAAGCGGGCACCCCUGACGGCGGCCCCCGGGCGGCGCGGAGUGAGCAGGAGCCGCCGGCGUCGGAAGAAGGCCCACCCGGAAGCCCCUUGGCCCCUGGGACAGACCGGGCACCCCCGGACAAGCCGCUGUCCUCGGACACCCAAGCGGACGAUGCAGCCAAGAUGCCGCCAGCACCCGGCGGGGAAGCAGCAGACGCCGGCGGCCCCCCACCUGUCACGGACGAGCCCUCUGCAGCCUCGGCUGGGCCCGACGCCCUGCACAGUCCUCCCAGAGUCCCAGAGAGGUCUGCGGGCCAGCUGCCCAGCCCCCCGCUGCUGCCCACCCCGCCACCCAAGGCAGGCUCCAAGACCUCGAAAAAUGUCACAGGCCAGCCUGUGCUCUUCCAAGGCUCCGGCGGGAAGAACAGCGACCCUCUGCUCCGAGGCCAGCUUUCCACGCCCACCGGGUCCCCGCACCUCACCACUGUCCACCGGCCGCUGCCGCCCAGCCGCGUCAUUGAGGAGCUGCACCGGGCGCUGGCCACCAAGCACCGCCAGGACAGUUUUCAAGGCAGGGAAAGUAAAGGGUCCCCGAAGAAGCGGGUGGACGUCCGUCUGUCCCGGACGCCCAGCAUGGAGCAGGCCAAGGAGCGGGAGGAGGCCUGGAGCCCCGACGGGGCCUCGGAGAACAAGCGGAAAGAGUCUGAGGAGAACAAGGAGAACGUGGCUGUGAACUCCGAGCUCAAGGACGACCUGCUUCUCUACCAGGACGAGGAGGCGCUCAACGACUCCGUCAUCUCUGGAACCCUGCCCCGGAGGUGCAAGAAGGAGCUGCUGGCAGUGAAGCUGCGGAACCGGCCGAGCAAGCAGGAGCUGGAGGACAGGAACAUCUUCCCGCAGAGGACAGACGAGGAGCGGCAGGAGAUCCGGCAGCAGAUCGAAGUGAAGCUCUCCAAACGGCUCAGCCAGAGACCUGCGGUGGAGGAGCUGGAGAGGAGGAAUAUCUUGAAACAGAGGAACGACCAGACCGAGCAGGAAGAACGACGAGAAAUCAAGCAGAGGUUGACGCGGAAGCUCAACCAGAGACCCACCGUGGAUGAGCUCAGAGACAGGAAGAUCCUGAUCCGAUUCAGCGACUACGUGGAAGUGGCCAAGGCGCAGGACUACGACCGGCGGGCGGACAAGCCCUGGACCAGGCUGUCGGCGGCAGACAAGGCGGCCAUCCGCAAGGAGCUCAAUGAAUACAAAAGUAACGAGAUGGAGGUGCACGCGUCCAGCAAGCACUUGACAAGGUUCCACAGGCCAUAGCGAUUUUCUUCUGAGAAGAAUUUGUGUUUAAUUUUUGAUACCAACACUGAACACUCAUCAGGGAACUUUCCUGAAGUUCAGCUCAAGACGACCUGCCGUGUGCGAGAGGAGCAGGUCCCACCCCCAGGUGACAUCUCGGGGCCCACGCGGAGAAGCCAGAGGACGCCCCCCCUCCGGGCGCGCGGCGCGGGGA